Messenger RNA from Aedes aegypti (yellow fever mosquito), 2400 nucleotides. RefSeq names its product nicalin-1. The transcript is spliced from 4 exons. Bases 224 to 1885 code for a protein of 553 amino acids. Gene Ontology annotation, cellular component: endoplasmic reticulum membrane. The record is from RefSeq and is a predicted model, not a curated record. Gene Ontology annotation, biological process: regulation of signal transduction. NCBI's taxonomy places the organism in Eukaryota, Metazoa, Arthropoda, Insecta, Diptera, Culicidae.
AGCGACAGCGCAAUCAGUCAGUCUGUCACUUCAUUACACUCAUUACCGUACUCCCGUGUCUUUUACCAAUGUCGGAGAUUUUCUAAUUUAUUCGGUCCCGAAUAACACCAAAGUGCAGUGAAUUCAAUCGCUUCCGACUAGUCCCGUGAGUGUGCACGUUCCGCGAGUUCGUGUGUAGACUGAAACUUGGUCCGCAGAGCAGCAGCAACUAGUGCUAGUGAAGAUGUUCGAAGAUGCCGAUCACUUCGCCGAUAUAUUUCGCGGUGGACUGCCCUACUAUCUGCUAAUCACAUUACCGAUUUUGAUAAUCUGCUCGUCCAACCCGGUCCUGGCCGCCAGCGAGUUUGGCGUCCAGCGAAUGUCCCAGUUCGAUGUUCACGGAACGCCCUACGGUUGCCGUGCUUCCACCUUGAAUCUGGAGGCCAAAUCAUUGUACACCUGGCAAACUUCCCGACACUGCGUUGUCACCCGCUUCCAGGACAUGACCAUCGACCAGUUCCGGGAAAUCCGUGCCAAAGCUGGCGGAUUGGUUAUUCUUCUGCCGGAGGAUUUUGCCUCCCUUAGCCUGGAAGAGAAACAGCACAUCCACAUGCUCGAACAAGCCAUGAUGCUGCAGGAGAUCUCCAUUCCGGUGUACUUCUCGCGGUACAAUCCCAAAAUGAACGAGAUAAUCAACGACGUUACCAAAACGACCAGUGCAAAUCAGAAAAAGUCUUCCCAAGAGCGCGAAUCGGCCAUCAGUGAAAUCAUGGGAUCAAUCUCGGCCAACGGUUACCAGAUUGUCGUAUCCGGCACUGGUCACACCGCGAUCAAGCAAUCCAAAAUACCAAUCAUACAGGGUGAACUCACCCCAACGAAACAUGCCAUCAAAACCAGCGAUGGCGAAAGUAAACUACCUCUAAUCAUCCUUACGGCCCAUCUGGACACUUUCGGUUUGAUAAACGGUCCCCUAAAGAAUGUCGAUGUGGCCGUGUUGCUCACACUGGUCGAGUUGUUCAGCAAGCUACAUGCCAGCAUCCCGAAAUAUCGGUUGAUGUUCCUGGUGUCCGAGUCGGGCAGUCUGUUGAACUUCCAGGGCAUGAAGAAAUGGCUCGACUCCAAUCUGGACGAAAACGUACAGAUUCAGCAGGCGGAAUUCGUCAUUUGCUUGGACUCCAUCAGCAAAGCCUUGGCCAAUGAUAACAUUUUCAUGCAUGUUUCGAAACCACCCAAAGAGGGCACACCAAUGAACAGUUUCUACAAAACGCUGAAGGCUGUUGCACAGCGGUAUGGAAACAUAACUGUUGAAGGGGUACACAAAAAAAUCAACCUGGCGGAUACGUUGCUUGCUUGGGAACAUGAGCGUUUCAGUAUGAAGCGAAUGCCAGCGUUUACCGUUUCCAAUUUGAAGUCCCACAAAGAUUACCUCCGCAACACUAUCUUCGACGAUGAAGACGAAGAGGAGCAGCUCCAGAAGUUGGAAACCAAUGUGAAAAUCCUAGCCGAAACCCUGGCGAGCUACAUCUACAAUUUGCCCCUGGACAAUUCCGCCGGCAGCGGUGAAAUAUUCACCGGUUCCAUGGCCAUCACCAAAGACAGCAUCCGACCGUGGUUGCAAGUGCGCUCGAGUCAGCAGAACAAUGAUCUCAAAAAUGCCUUCGAAAAGUACCUUAAAAAUGUGAAAGUCAGCUUCGAUAAGCCGGACGCUCGCGAACCGGAUUUCAUGCUGUAUGACGAACGCGACGGCCUGCUCAACAUCUACAACGUGAAACCAGCCGUGUUCGAUCUGUUCUUGACGUUCAUGAUUGUGGCGUACCUGGGAGUGAUUUAUCUGGCCAUUUUCCACUUUCCCAAGCUGUACACAUUUGUUUGUCACCUGACCGUGAACAAAGUCAAGGUGAACUAACUAGAAAGCGAUUACAUUAUCUCUCAUCUUAUUUAAUUCGAAAUUUGCCGUUUGCUGCAGUUGGACAUUUUAAAUUUGAGUUUUAGAAUAGAUCGAAAAAACAUAAAAUGAUCACUCAUAAGUGUUAGUAUCGAGAUGUACUCGUUGACAACGACAGCUACUAUACAGUUCAUCAUCUUUUAAGAUCAUAAGUCUAUUUAGUUAUAAGCAGCGAAUUUAAUUUCGCACGCUGUUAUUUAACGUAAUUUAAUUAAAGAAAACAUCAUUAUUGCUAGUCUGUGCAUUUCGGAGUUUGGGUUUUUUGACGUUGCAUAACGUCUUUUUUGUGUUGAACCCAGUUUUGUUUCUACCAUAAGUACUAAAAUAGGGAAACUGGCGGACGGUAAAAGGGCAAUGGAAAGAUAAUGGUUAGUAGAAAUUUAGAGAGAGGCUUAUCUGUCCUACUGUUAACUCGGUCUAGAAUGGAACAAACUAUAGUAGGUAACAACACACAGUAAAUCGUUUUGCGAGUGAAA